AUGUCUUUGUUGUCAAGAUUACGUUGUCUCAUAUAUCAGUAUUAUUUACCAAUCUCAGGGAGCUUGGUGUUGCUUGUGCAGGUACACAUACUUGUGGAUAAUCUGGAUAUUGCAAAUACAAACUCUGUUAAUUUGAGGGCUGCAUUGUCUGCUGCUCUUCUUCUCUUGCCCUCCAAGUUCACACAGGAAGAUCUGUUUGCCAAAAUAUGUAGCCUUUCAUAUAUGGGAGAUUUGCGUAUGCUUUUUGCAGAGGACAAAAACAAGGUGAAAAAGAUUGUGCAAGGACAUUUUGAUUUAUUCCACUCAAUGUAUAAGCCAUUUCUUCAAGAAUACAAGGCCAAAGACUUCUUGAGAGUCUCAUCAUCUGGAACUGACCAAGCAAAUAUAUCACAGGAUUGUGGCUUGCCAGUCACUUGCUCCCUUGUGUCUUUUCUUCCACCAACAAUUAGAAGUCAAAUGGGGAUGAAGCUUGGAGAGAAGAAGAGAAUAAAUGAAUAUGGUCGAGCUAUAAAUGAAGUCAUAAUCGGUUCAAGAGAAGAGGCAGCUAAAUGCAUACAGAAGGUUCUGCGACGAACCGUGAUGGUUUCAAGUGCAAGACAGGCAGUGUCUGGUCUACUUGCUGUUGGUGGCAUCAAUGCUACUAGAUAUCUUGCUAACAAAAUGCAGAAAGCUUGGACAUCCUGGACAUAA
This is a messenger RNA of Pistacia vera, 690 nucleotides long. RefSeq names its product phosphatidate cytidylyltransferase, mitochondrial-like. Gene Ontology annotation, cellular component: mitochondrion. The transcript has 5 exons. NCBI's taxonomy places the organism in Eukaryota, Viridiplantae, Streptophyta, Magnoliopsida, Sapindales, Anacardiaceae. The record is from RefSeq and is a predicted model, not a curated record. Gene Ontology annotation, biological process: CDP-diacylglycerol biosynthetic process; cardiolipin biosynthetic process. Bases 1 to 690 code for a protein of 229 amino acids. Gene Ontology annotation, molecular function: phosphatidate cytidylyltransferase activity.